Candidozyma auris is the source of this 1254-nucleotide messenger RNA. It is a transcript of the gene CLB4, whose product is annotated as B-type cyclin. Gene Ontology annotation, biological process: regulation of cyclin-dependent protein serine/threonine kinase activity; mitotic cell cycle phase transition. Lineage: Eukaryota; Fungi; Ascomycota; Pichiomycetes; Serinales; Metschnikowiaceae. The coding region runs from base 1 to 1254 and encodes 417 amino acids. The transcript has 2 exons. Gene Ontology annotation, cellular component: centrosome; nucleus; cytoplasm. The record is from RefSeq and is a predicted model, not a curated record. Gene Ontology annotation, molecular function: cyclin-dependent protein serine/threonine kinase regulator activity.
AUGCCUGAAGCUCCAAAGCGUCUUUCGACACGAAAGCCCUUGGGCCAGCUUCCCGUAAACUUGGCCACACGCAAUGCCAAUGCCAAACUGACGAAAGUGGAGCCUCGUUCAAAGCGAACAUCGGGCUCUCUAGAACCAUUCCUGGCUCCCAACUUCUCCUCGGAAGACGGCCUAAUACGCCAGCACUUUGAUCCCAUUCGUUCAGACGUUCCAGCGGCAGCCUCGGGCUCGGAGCUGGCCACGGUGUUGCCCGAGGCAUCUCACUUUGCUGAGCUUGAAGACGACGAUCUGGACGUCGACAUUGCCCCCAACGAGGUCUACGACGAAGACAGCGACAACACCGACUACGACGGGCCCCAGGAACCCAAAUGGAACAAGCAGAUCUUCAACAAGUUACAAACGGUGAUGCGCACGUUCUCCAAAGCUGCCUUGGACGAGAACGACGAAGACACCUACGACGUGACCAUGGUGGCCGAAUACGCCCCCGAAAUCUUCAACUAUUUGCAUGAGCUUGAGCAUAUGUAUGCUGCAGACGCUGACUACAUGGCCAACCAGGACGAGUUGCGGUGGGAAAUGCGCAGCGUACUCAUUGACUGGGUUGUCCAGGUCCACCAGCGGUUCAACUUGCUUCCAGAAACGUUAUUUCUUACAGUCAACUACAUUGAUCGCUUUUUGAGCCGCCGAAGAGUGUCGUUGCUGCGGUUCCAGCUUGUAGGCGCAGUGGCGCUCUUCAUUGCCGCCAAGUACGAGGAAAUUAACUGUCCCACAGUUCAAGAAGUCGCCUACAUGGCUGACAACGCAUAUAGCAUAGAGGACUUCCUCAAAGCUGAACGGUUUAUGAUCGACGUACUUGAGUUCGACAUGGGCUGGCCUGGGCCCAUGUCUUUCUUAAGACGCACCUCCAAAGCGGACGACUACGACUACGAGACUCGUACGCUUGCGAAAUACUUCUUGGAGAUCACCAUUAUGGACCACCGUUUUGUCGCCUCGCAGCCUUCAUGGCUUGCCGCAGGCGCCCACUAUCUUCUGAGGAAGAUGCUCAAUAAGGGCUCAUGGACAGACGCUCACGUUUUCUACUCUGGCUACACAGAGGAACAGCUCAAGCCCCUCGCAAGGAUAAUGAUGGAGAUGUGCUCCAACGCAGAAACUCAUCAUAAAGCUAUCUUCGAAAAGUACCAGGAGAGACGCUACAGACGCUCGCUGUUGUUCGUUCAAGAGUUUCUCAAAGCAAUGCGAUCGCCCAAGGACGAGUGA